AUGCCGAUCGGGAGGAGGUCAGCUGGUGGUGGCAGGGGGGUGAGAGGGCAAGAUGGGGAUCCGAGACCGCAGACGCGAGGAGAUGGUGAGGGCAGGGAAAUCAGAGAGGUAUGGGCGCAUAAUCUCGAAUCUGAGAUGGCAUACCUCCGUGACCUUGUCGAGCGAUACCCCUACAUCUUCAUGGACACCGAAUUCCCCGGAGUAGUAGCCCGACCCAUCGGCAGCUUCAAAUCCACCUCCGACUACCACUACCAAACUCUCCGAUGUAACGUUGACCUGCUGAAAGUCAUUCAGCUCGGUGUAACAUUCGCCAACGCCGAAGGCAAGUUAGCAAAUGCUGAGAAUGGAGGGCCAUGUACUUGGCAAUUCAACUUCAGAUUCGACGUUUCGGAGGAUAUGUGCGCGCAAGAUUCGAUCGAUCUGUUGACGAAGAGUGGUUUGGACUGGAAGAAGCACCAGGAGAUGGGAAUUGACUUUGAUCUUUUCGGAGAGCUGCUGAUAUCGAGUGGAUGGGUCCUGUUCGAUGACGUGAAGUGGAUCUCUUUCCAUGGAGGCUACGACUUCGGCUACCUCCUCAAACUCAUGACCUGCUCCCCCCUCCCCACCGAACCUAAGGACUUCCUCUCCCUCCUUCAGAUCUUUUUCCCAGCAGCUUACGACAUUAAAUACCUCCUCCGCACAGUGCGUCCCGCAACUGAGAAGACUGGCCUCCAAGCCCUGGCCGACGACCUCCAGAUUCAACGUAUUGGGUCGCAACACCAAGCUGGCUCUGACUCGCUUCUUACUGCGGCAGCAUACUUCGAAGCCCGCCGAAUCUUUUUCGAGGGCGAGAUUGAUGAUAAAAAGUACCGGGGACAGAUGUUCGGUAUCGGACACCAAACCAACACGAACACCAGAAGUACCGGCUUCUCCUCCCAACCCCCAGAUGGACAACAACAAGGUGGUGGUGGUAUGCCACCCUUUUUCCAGCCGUUUACUCCGAGAGGACAAAUGGCGGAACUAUCGCAACGCGACCCGAUUCCGACGCCGUAUCAGGGUGCGAAGAAUGUGUUUCAAUUUGGGGGUAAGGACUUCGGGAAGGUUGGCGUAUGA
Saitoella complicata NRRL Y-17804 is the source of this 1092-nucleotide messenger RNA. RefSeq names its product CAF1-domain-containing protein. NCBI's taxonomy places the organism in Eukaryota, Fungi, Ascomycota, Saitoellomycetes, Saitoellales, Saitoellaceae. Gene Ontology annotation, molecular function: nucleic acid binding; poly(A)-specific ribonuclease activity. The record is from RefSeq and is a predicted model, not a curated record. Gene Ontology annotation, cellular component: CCR4-NOT core complex; CCR4-NOT complex; P-body. Bases 1 to 1092 code for a protein of 363 amino acids. The transcript is spliced from 3 exons.